Molecule: messenger RNA, 2069 nt
Organism: Morone saxatilis (striped sea-bass)
Lineage: Eukaryota; Metazoa; Chordata; Actinopteri; Moronidae
Gene: calcoco2
Product: calcium binding and coiled-coil domain 2
Exons: 15
Coding region: 66-1973 (635 amino acids)
Source: RefSeq, a predicted model, not a curated record
AUGUCACACACUGGACCUUUAAGUGGCAGAACAGUGAUGUCGUAUUUACAACCCUGGUGGUACAAAUGUCCGAGCAGCGCCUGAACGCACUGCAGUGGCUGUUGAGGACAGACUUGCUGACUGACGGUUGUUCUCGAUGCUGUGACACCGAAAACAUCAUGGAGAGCUUCACAGAGGUCGCAGCCACCAACUCCUCCGCACGCACUUACUCCCAGGUGGUGUUCACGGACAUCCCGCAAUCAUACCAGCCUUCAACCCACAUCACCUGCAGCUACACCCUCACCGCAGCCUUCCAGCCCAACCCCAGGGACUGGGUGGGCAUCUUUAAGGUGGGUUGGAGCACAACAAAGGAUUAUCAUACCUUUGUGUGGGUGGAGCCAUGUCUGGAUGUGGUCGAGCAGUCUGUGACAAGGCAGGCUGUUUUUAAAGAUUACUACCUGCCAAAGGAUGAGAUCGAGUUCUACCAGUUCUGCUACGUCGACAGUACUGGCCAGGUGCGAGGAGCCAGCACUCCUUUCUGUUUCAGAAACCCAGUGGAGCAAAACAUGGAAAGCAGCACGGAUGACGAGCUCCUGGUUAUCACGACACAGGAACAGGUCGAGCAGAGCGUACGUGAGAAGGCUGAGCUGCAGAAAGAGUUGACUCAGAUAAUGGAGGAAAACGAAACCUUGAAAAGAGCUCUGCAGAAGGAACAGCAAGACGCCGCCAGCUUGAAGGACGAGAACGAACAGAAAGAGAAAGAAAAGAGUCAGCUGCUCAAAGAACUGGGUCAAAUCAAGGAGCAAAAUGAAAACUUGAAGAGCACCUUACAGGAACGGCAGAAAGAAACAGACCACUUAAAGGAGGAGAUGACCCAAACGAUGAAGCAGAUGGAGACACGAGAACGUAAAGCUGCUGAGGAAAAAAUUAGUCAAAGCAUGAGUUUCGACAAAGCGGCAAAACAAACUGAGACGCACGCUCAGGAGAAAUACGACCGAGCUGUGAUGAAGAUCAACCAGCUCAAAGAGGAGCGUGAGGAGCUGAGGGGCAAGGUCGAUGCUCAAAGUCAGGAGAUCUGCAAGCUAAAUUCCAUAAUCAGAGAAAAAGAAAGGGAACUGUUCAAAGUGAAUGACAACAUCCAGCUCCUGCAGGUUGAUGUCCAGAGCAGCGAGAAAGCGAAUGAGAAGCUCUCUGCUGAGCUGCUGAGGUUGCAGAGCCUUGCACACAACAUGGACGACAUGAAGAAACAGAACCAGGAGUUAUGCAGGAGGCUGUCGCAGCAGGAUACACCACUGAACAGCCCAGAUGACGAUCUGAGGGAGCAGUGUCAGACUCUCACCCGCAAGCUGCAGGACACUCAGGCGAAGUUGGCCACUGAGAAGGAGGAGUCCAAAAACAUCAGGAGCCGAGUGGAGUAUCUGGACAGAGAGGUGACGCAACUCAGGGAGCAGCUGGAGGGCGUGAUCUCAUCCUUGGACCAGGCUAACCGGAAAUGUAACAAACAAGAGCUACAACUCAGAGAGGCCCAUGAAAAGAUUGCAGAGAGAGAAAGCGACACAGAAGACAAGGAUCACUUGAUCAUGCUGGUGAAAAAAGAGAAAGAGGAGCUUAUGAGAGAACACCAGAAUCUCACCAAUGAUAUCGAGGCGCUGCGGAGAGCCUACGCUGACAUCCAGGCAGCUCCCCCCGCCGAGUCGUCAUACAUGCAGCCUGACGUCACCUCGCCAGCUGGCACCACGCCUGCCGCCCAAGACUGGCAGCAGCCGGAGUCAACUGAACAGGCUGAGAACCUGUAUGAGACCAUAGGGAGCGUUGCAGACCAAGAGGAAGAGUCGCUGGUGUGCCGUCACUGCCAGGAGAGGUUCCCUCUCAUAACCCAGCAGGAACUGGAGCAGCACGAGCAGAGUCACAGAGUCUGUCCCUUCUGCACCAUGAUCUGUGACAACAUGGAGCAGUCUGUGUUUGAAGAUCACGUCUACAGCCACGAGCUGUGAGAACGGGCACCGGGUCCAAAGGUCCCGUUGGGUAUGACUCAUGUGUUUGGGGGGUAAAAAAAAAAAAAGGUCUUACAGGUUGGGUUGUAUGUAAAA